Perca flavescens (yellow perch) is the source of this 1234-nucleotide messenger RNA. RefSeq names its product fibrinogen-like protein 1-like protein. Lineage: Eukaryota; Metazoa; Chordata; Actinopteri; Perciformes; Percidae. The transcript is spliced from 2 exons. The record is from RefSeq and is a predicted model, not a curated record. Bases 18 to 857 code for a protein of 279 amino acids.
ACAAAGGAAAGUGAAGGAUGAAGUGUGUGAGAUGCUGGCUGCCAGCUGUAGCCCUGCUGCUGCUUAUUGUAGCUGGAGUUGACAUGGAGCAUCUCCAAGCUGAGAACCUGAAUCUCCUUCCUCCAGAUGAACACAACUUGGUCUUGAACCGUGGAAUGAGAGUGCUGCCCAGAGACUGCCAUGAAAUGCUGAUGACCUCUUCAGGCCAGGCCAAAGACGGGGUGUACCUGAUCCAACCAGGUGACUACCCCAUUGUGGCCUACUGUGCCAUGCAGGAGGGAGGCUGGACCGUGGUGCAGCAUAUCACCGUCAAUAGCAGCGUGAAUUUUGAUUGUACCUGGGCUGAGUACAAGCAUGGCUUUGGGGCUGUAACUGGUGAUCACUGGCUCGGGAACGAAUACCUUCAUCAGAUCACACAAGGCCCUGGGCGCUAUAAACUGGGAGUAAAACUAGUGGACCGAGAUGCCAUCACCAAGACAGGGGAAUAUGAUCCAUUCCUGGUGGAGGAUGAAUCGUCGGCAUACAGGCUGAGGCUGGGGUUGUUCCAGGGCACUGCUGUAGACGCUCUCACCCUGGACACAGAGAACUACCUGCAUGACAACCAGAGAUUCACCACUAAAGACAGAGACAAUGACAACUACUUCCAAAAUUGUGCAAAGCUGGAGUUUCAGGGGGUGCCGGGAGGAGGUUGGUGGUACGACGCCUGUGCUGGUGCCAACCUCAAUCGCAGGAAUGUCAUCUACUGGCAGAAGGACUGCAACAAGGAGCGACUGUGCAAAUACGCAUGGAUGAUGGUGAAACCUUCAGACACAGUUAAACUGAUUCAAAGUGGAGACUGCAAAAAAGAUGAGCUAUAAGGACAUAGGAUUUGUGAUACUGUGUGACAAUGGGUUUGGCAACUAUUGACUAUUUUUUUUAGGUUUUCUUUGCAAGAAACACUACAGAAUACUACAUCACUUGUUUUCUCCUAAGAGCCAUUAAACUGGACAUUCAAUUCACCACAUUUUAUUCCGAAAUGCAUGGACAUGAUCACAAAAUACUGAAAUGAACAAAAAAAUAAAUCACAAACUUGGAACACAGUAUAAAAAAUGCAAUACGGUUUUAGUUUCCAUCGUCCACUAUGUCAAUACAUGAAGCAAAGCAUCUCAUCAUUCCCCAAAUUGCAAGUGCAGAUUUCUGGUUUAUCACAGUUACGAACAAGUGUUUCAUGACAUUAUAGCUUAUGACACAUGUA